AUGUCCAUUGUCGAGUCCAUUGUCAAGAUCCUUCUCCCAAAACUCGCUGACCCAAUCCUUCAAGAAGCCAUUUUCUUAUAUGGCGUUGGUGAUGAAGUCGAAUGGCUCGAGGCGGAAUUUAAGCGGAUGCUAUGCUUCUUGAUAGACGCAGACGCAAAACAAGAAGGAGAUGAAAGAGUGAAGAACUGGGUGGGGGAUGUGAGAGAUGUUGCAUACGGUGCUGAGGACGUGAUCGACACCUUUCUCUUCAAGGUAGCACCCUUGAGGCAAACUGGAUUUGUGGGCCGUAUUAGAAGGUACGCUUUCAUCUUCAAUAAGUUGAUAGCUCGCCGUGAGGUGGGCUUGGAGAUCGAACGGAUAAAGAAUAAAAUCCGUUCGAUCUCUGAAAGUAGGUCGACAUAUGGAAUUGAAAAUCUAGGCCAGGGAGCAGGGACGAGCUCUGCCGGUCGAAGCCACCAAGACUCCAGGCCCACUUAUCUUUCUCAAGAAACAGAUUUUGUUGGCUUUGAGAAGGAGUUUGAGAUGUUGGUGGCCCGGUUAACAGAGGGAGAGCCGCGACGUUGUGUUGUUUCUGUAGUAGGAAUGGGUGGUCUCGGUAAGACCACUCUUACUAAGAAACUAUAUAACGCUGGUACUGUUAAGAAACAUUUCCAUACUCAUGCGUGGAUUUCUGUAUCACAAGAGUAUUCUGCGAGAGAUCUUUUGCAGACCAUCACAAAAUGCUGUAUGGUUCUGUCAAAAGAGCAGCUCGAGUUGGUGGAGAAGAUGGACGUUCUUGAGCUGAGCGAGAAAAUCUCUGAGUAUCUGAAAGAAAAGAGAUACUUGGUGGUCUUGGAUGAUAUAUGGAAAAGCGAAGCAUGGGAUGCUUUGAAGGAUGCAUUUCCGCAUGUGAAUAAUGGCAGUAGGGUCAUGCUCACCACACGAAACAAAGACGUUGCUUUAUAUGCAGAUCCAGAUCCACGAAGCCGGCCCCAUGAACUUCGAUUUCUAACCAAUGAAGAGAGCUGGUAUUUGUUUUGUAGAAAAUCGUUCCUAGGACGAGAUGGUGAUUGCCCGCAGGAUUUGGAGAAGCUGGGAAGAGAGAUUGUGGAAAACUGCAUGGUCUUCCUCUUGCGAUCGCAGUCAUUGGAGGGCUCUUAUCAAGAAAGGAACCAAGGGAGUGGGAGAAUGUACGCAAGAGCAUCAGCUGGCAGUUUGUCGAGGGAGAAGUCAAAAUCUCCAGCAUAUUAUCUUUAAGCUAUAAAGACCUGCCAUAUUACUUAAAACCAUGUUUUCUCUACCUGGGCAAUUUUCCAGAGGACUACGAAUUCCAUGCCAAGAAAUUGAUUCAAAUGUGGGCUGCAGAAGGUUUUCUUGAAGAGAGAGGGGAAGAAACUUUGGAGGAGGUUGGAGAAGAUUAUCUAAUGGAAUUGAUUCAAAGAAGCAUGGUUCAAGUCACAGAAAGAAGUUCAAGCCAAGGUAUUAAAAAGUGUCGCAUCCAUGAUCUUUUGCGGGAUCUCUCCAUAUCGGAAGCUAAGGAAGGUAUGUUUCUUCAAGUUCACAGUGGGAUCAAUGCAAAUGCUCCUCCUGCAUCUAGAGCCCGUCGACUUGCAGUUCACUAUAACAACUCAAGUAAGUACAUUUCCUUAAGCUAGCUGUUCCACUCCACACCUUCAUUCUGUGUUAAUGCAUACCAAAAGCUAUGUGUGGCUUCCAAGAGAAGAAGAAAAGUCUCUACAGAGGCUUUAAGUUGCUGAGGGUGUUGUAUAUACACGGUGUGAUAAUAGACAAGCAACCGAGAGAAAUAGGUGAACUAAUCCACUUGAGAUACCUCGGGUGUACUCGAACUUCUUUAAAAAGUCUCCCAUCGUCCAUAGGCAGUCUUCCCAAUUUACAAACUCUAUUUGUAGCAUCUUCUUGUUAUAAAGUAAAAGUACCAAGCACAAUCGGGAAGAUGCAACAGUUAAGACAUCUUCAACUAAGUUGGGCAGUCAUGAAAGGGCAACCAAGGCUUGAGCAGAUAAGUAACCUCCAGACUCUAUCAAAUGUGGAGGCUGGCAAAUGGAUGGAGGGCUGCUUGGGAAAGCUCACCAAUCUUAGAAAAUUAGGAAUAGUUUUAGUAACAACAGCUGAUGCUGAGGUAUUCAAAGAUUCUAUUGUCAAAUUGGGCUGCCUCCACUCUCUGUCGGUUUCAGUAAGAGAUGAAAGGUUAUUGGUACCUCGUAAUUCACAUCUUGUCAAGUUAAGAAGAAGCGAACAAUUCGAACGCCAAGAGUGGUCGCUACCUCCUUUUUCAAAUCUUCUCAAAUUAAGUAAGUUGUGUUUGAGAGGAAACUUAGAGAGGUUACCCGAGUCUGCUCAAUUCCCAGUAAACCUCACCAAGCUUACCUUGAAAUACUCCCGUUUAAAGCAAGGCCAAUUGGCGACUUUAGAGAAGCUGGAAAAACUCCGCAUUCUCAAAUUGCUGGAACGUUCGUACGUGGGAAAGGAAAUGGUUUGCUCUUCACAAGGGUUUCCUCAGCUUGAAUCCUUAUAUCUUGUACAAUUAUAUGAAUUAGAGGAGUGGAGAGUGGAGAAAGGAGCUAUGCCAAGUCUUUUACAUUUACGGAUAGGAUGGUGCCACGGAUUGAAAAAGCUUCCGGAAGGACUGCAACACGUGACUACCCUCAAGAAAUUGGAGUUGUGGUGGAUGCGCUCUGAAUUGGAGAAAAGGCUUAAAGAAUACAGCGGAGAUGGAGAGGGAGAGGGAGAGGAUUGGCAUAAGAUUCGGCACAUACCCUCCAUCGACAUACGUUCUUUCUAUGAUUAGGAGCUUCAAUCUGUAAAAAUUUUGGAGCUUCCUUCGUAUAUAGCAAGCCUAUCAAAUUUAAGUUUGGAUCUCAGAACUACUGGCCCUACUUGCAAUGCGCAUGAAGACUCUCCAACUGAAUGCUUUAGGAACUCAUGCUUUCUGUUUAUCCAUGAUUUAGCCUCUACAGUUAGGUAUAUGCUUUAACUUCUUUUAUAGAUUUUAUAAGCAACCAAAUUCCAAUAGAUAACUUUUUAAUUUUAUUCACAAAUUUCAUUUUUUGACAUAUUUCUCGUUGCAGAGACUACAAUGACGUGCAUGCGCAAAGUGACCAAAAGGGAGUGAAGAAUGGUGGAAUGGUGGAAUGGUGACUAGACAGUGAAUAGAUGUUCAUAUUACAUAUCUUUCAAUAAUAUUUAUAUAUCAUGUACUUUAAUUUGCACAAACAAUUCAUUUCAUGUUUAAUUUACUCUACUAUAUGUACUGUCUGCCUGUAAUGUAUUAGUUGAGAAUUGAAAUAGGAAGCAAUUUCUCUA
Molecule: messenger RNA, 3303 nt
Organism: Magnolia sinica
Lineage: Eukaryota; Viridiplantae; Streptophyta; Magnoliopsida; Magnoliales; Magnoliaceae
Product: putative disease resistance protein At1g50180
Exons: 2
Coding region: 1-1236 (411 amino acids)
Molecular function (GO): ADP binding
Source: RefSeq, a predicted model, not a curated record